Messenger RNA from Abrus precatorius (Indian licorice), 2130 nucleotides. RefSeq names its product F-box protein At5g46170-like. Lineage: Eukaryota; Viridiplantae; Streptophyta; Magnoliopsida; Fabales; Fabaceae. Bases 298 to 1443 code for a protein of 381 amino acids. The transcript has 3 exons. The record is from RefSeq and is a predicted model, not a curated record. Gene Ontology annotation, molecular function: protein binding.
GACACACAAACACAAUCACACCCUCUACCACUGAUUCACCUUUUUCCUCGACGCGCAUAAUAUCUCUCUCUUAUAUGUAAAGACAAAACCAAAACCGUGGAUCUGUCUCCUCAACCCACCAUUUCCAUUACCAUUCCCAUCUCUUCAUUCUCUCUCUGUGGAUGCUUCACCCUUCGUAGAUCUACCCGAAACCCACUUCUAAAAACGCCGAAAUUUGAAAGCUUUCUGAUCCGAUCAACCCAAUUCCCUCUCUUUCUCUCUCUCAAGAGACACCCAGAUUUUGUUUCUCUCUCUAGAAUGUCCUCACAGCGCGCAGAUCUAGCGUGCAGGAUCUACCCAGAACCCGACGCAUCCGAAAUGGACCACUUCGAUCGGUUACCGGACUCGCUUCUCCUCCUCGUCUUCAACAGGAUCGGCGACGUCAAAGCCCUAGGUCGAUGCUGCGUCGUUUCGCGCCGCUUCCAUUCCCUCGUCCCUCAGGUCGAAAACGUCGUCGUCCGCGUUGACUGCGUCAUCUCCGACGAUGAUUCCUCUUCCUCCGCCGCCGCCUCCGACAAAUCCCGCGGCCCCUUCUGGAACCUUCUCCGCCUCGUCUUCGGCGGCAUCGUCAAGCCCAUUCAAACCCUCGGCCAGUUCUUGGGCCCAAAGAGACCCACCUCCGCCGCCACCACCACCUCCUCCUCCUCCCCCUCCUCCUCCCUCGCCGUGGGCACCGACGAAGAUGGCGACGCCGGCGUGACCCACCACUCCCCUACCCAAGUCCUGAAAAACUUCAACGAGAUUCGGCUCCUUCGGAUCGAGCUUCCCAGCGGCGAAUUAGGGAUCGAAGACGGUGUUCUCUUGAAAUGGAGAGCAGAUUUUGGAUCAACCUUGGACAAUUGCGUUAUUCUCGGUGCUUCCUCUGCUUUACCCUCGAAGUCUCAAGACCCAAUUCAGGACCCUAACGGUAACGGUAACGACGACAACGGAAGCAUACCGGACUCGUUCUACACCAACGGCGGGCUGAAACUCCGUGUGGUGUGGACAAUUAGUUCAUUGAUCGCUGCAUCAGCGAGACAUUACCUUCUUCAACCGAUAAUUUCGGAGCACAAAACAUUGGAUAAUUUGGUGUUGACGGAUGCAGAUGGACAAGGGGUAUUAUACAUGAACAGGGAACAGCUUGAGGAGCUAAGAGUGAAGCCUCUUUCUGCUUCUUCUGCCUCUAAGAGGACUCUUGUUCCUGCUCUUAACAUGAGGCUUUGGUAUGCUCCUCAUUUGGAGAUGCCUGAUGGAGUUGUUUUGAAGGGUGCUACUCUUGUUGCUAUUAGACCCACUGAACAGUCUCCUAAGAAGGAGCCUUCUGAUUUGUCUUGGGUUUCUACUGCUUUUGAAGAGCCUUAUAGAACUGCUGCUAAAAUGCUUGUUAAGAGGAGGACUUAUUGCCUUGAGAUGAACUCCUUCUGAUUCAUUUCUCCUGUUAAGAUUUCAGGGAAUGCAGAAUCAUUUGAAGAGGGGGGAACGAUAAGUUCCUCGUAGGAAACACAAAUUUUCAAAGGGUACAUGAAGUGGAAGCAGCUCUGUCUGUGAACUGAAUCAUGCUCCUUCUGGGUUCAGAAACUGUGGCCCACAUUUGAGUAGUUUCUAAAAAGAGCUGCAAAUGAUUCAGAUAUCUUGGUUGAACUGAAAACAGAAUGCAUCUGCUGGUUUUUUAAAUUUGAGGCAAUGCUUGUAAGAGUGCACACCCGCAACUAGGAUGAGAUAUGAUGGUGAUCAUGUAAGAGCUUUAAGUUUGUAGUCAUAUAUGCCUUUUUUUCAGGUAUCCCUCUGUGAAUAUUCUAGGUAUCAGUUUGGUUUGCCUUGUGAUAUAUUCUUCUCAAGUUAAAUGAGCAAUGUACUCUGCAAUGUAAUGUUAAAUAACUUGUGGAUGAGUCAAUCAUGCCAAAUGCAAUACUUGUUCCUGCAUUUACUUUUUUUUGUGGAUUCAAGUUCAGGGUUUUGGUAGGCCUCAAGUGAGUCAAAUUAGCUUGCAAGUUACUUCUCAGUGAACUUGUAAACACUUCAAUUCAAUAAUAAAGCUUGAGUCUAGCUGAGGAACUGUGCCUGACCAGAAAAUCUUCGUUUGUUUAUAAAAUGAGAUCAAACUAUUCGGGG